Molecule: messenger RNA, 5011 nt
Organism: Mercenaria mercenaria
Lineage: Eukaryota; Metazoa; Mollusca; Bivalvia; Venerida; Veneridae
Exons: 10
Coding region: 172-1635 (487 amino acids)
Biological process (GO): snRNA transcription
Cellular component (GO): nuclear body
Molecular function (GO): RNA polymerase II general transcription initiation factor activity
Source: RefSeq, a predicted model, not a curated record
UAAACAGUGACGUCACUAAUUAUACAUGUGCAGGAAGCACUAAGUGCAUGAAAAAAAGAUUUUAGAAAAUUGUCAAAGGACAAUUGCCAAAUCAUAUGUUCCUUGAAUAAAUACGAAGUGGUGCCGAAUACUCUCCAUCUGUGUUCACACUCAGACGUUUUUUUUGCAACUAUGGAUGAGAUUAAAGAAGAAACCAUUGAUGAUGCCAAGAUUGCAAUGGCUGGCAAGAAAAGGAAAACAACAUCACAAACUAUACGAAAUAUGGAAGGAUGGACCAUGCAGCAAAAAAAUAAACUAUUUUCUCUUCUUGCCGAAUAUCCACUUGAUGCAUACAAGAGUAUAGCCAGCAAAAUACGAGGCAAAGAUGAAAUGCAGGUAAAGGACUAUAUAGAGAAGACGAAGAUGCAGAUUAAGAACUCCCAGAAGGGGAGACGGGUUAAAAAAGAGGUUGUCCAGAGAGCUCCGCUCGAAGAAUGGUUAGAAACUGCAGGUGAUAUGGUAGAGUUUGAAAAUGUUGACAGCUCCACUAACCUAGCUAAGGUACUGACAGUAAUUUCCAACUUUGAAGACUUUCAGACUGUACCAUUAGAUGGAUAUGAUGGUCCAGAUUAUAAAUCAAUAUACAAGUACCUGUCACAAAUAUUACAGGCAGACAGACAUGAAGAUAUGGUGCAGCUCGGACCAUUAGAGUGUGCCAUUGUAUUAGACAUGCUACAUAGUCUAAUGGAGGUGUUGAGUAUGCACGAUACAACAGUUCAACGUAAUGUGAUGAAGUGGAAGUACCAGUUGAUGGACACGAGGGAUCAGCAUGGACACAGCAUCCCAGAGCUCUUGAAAAAGGCUUCAGAGAAUGAUUUCACAGAUUUUAUAAAUGAAGUAAGGAUGAUGAGGAACAGGGAUCGGGAACAUGAGAGAAGAUAUAUUGCUAAAAGGGAAAGGGAACAGCAAGGUGGAAAGUCGAAGAAACUUAAAACAUCAGUUGAAACAGGACCAGGAAAGAAGUCGGUGCUUACUGCAACUAAAGUGACAUCUGCAAGUACUGUACAGGAGGCUAACCCAUCAAGUAAAACAUUACCUACCCACUGUGAGCAAGGGACAGCUACCCACUGUGAGCAGGGGACAGAGACGGAGACUGAUGCAGUGGCGGAAGCAGGAAUUGAAGGCACUGUAGAAAAAGAUAAACCAGUUGUUAAGAGACACAAGCCUGGUCGGAAAGGUGCUCUUGACCCCCCUGAAGUUCCCUAUACAGAAAUUGUUCUCGUUAUGCCACCCAAAGGUGUUGAAAUAGUGAACUAUAAUCCCAGAGGGAAGAAAGUAGCCAAGGAACGAAUGGAUGGUAAAUAUCAGUCACUUGAUCCAGAGGAGCAGCUUAUUAACCAUGAUCUAAGUCGUGAAAUCACAUAUGAUGUUCAUAGGUGUGAGUUGAAACAGUUUCUCGGUAAAUCAAAAGAAAAAAGAAUGAGUGCAGAAGAGACAAGAAGUACAGAUGAAACGACGGAUGAAAUGGAUGCUCGAUAUAAUCCUGUCAUUAAGUCAGAAGAGGAACGGAUGAAAGAUAUUCCUUCCAAGAAACCCAAAUUGUACUCUCUUAACCCAUUCUGUUUACCUGUUACGUUGUUAGAUCUCGAUGCAUGAACAAAAGUUACAUUUGAAGGAUUAGAUCUGUCAACCAAAUGUGUAGAGUUUUUGUGCCCCCAAAAAUCUUUUGGUGUGGGGGGAGGGGGUCACUUAGAGUUACCCUUGUCUAUCCGUCCAAAUUUGUGCCAUUAAUAUCCCAAAAAGUAUUUGACCCAGAGACAUCAAACCUCACAGGAUUGUUAUUCAACAUGGGAAGCAGUGCACCAGGGAUUUUAGUUUGGAUCCCACACAGUCUGACCAGAGUUAUGGCCCUUGACUAAGUCAAAAAUAGGCAUAAAAAGAUCUCAAGUUUGUGUCACAUGUAUCUCAAAAAGUAUUUGACCCAGUAUUAUGAAACAUUACAGGAAUAUUAUUCAGCAUGUGAAGUUGUGCAUCUGGGGUAGAGAUAUCACUUGGACAAACUAGAGUUAUGGCCCUUGACUUAAAAAUAUGAAAAAAUAGGCAUAAAAAGGCAUAGAAGUUGUGUCCCACAUAUCUCAAAAAGUAUAUGACAUACUAUUAGGAUCAUGAAACAUCAUAGGAAUAUUAUUCAGCAUGUGAAGUUGUGCACAUGGGAUUUUGUAAUGGAUUUUUAUCAGUCAUACUAGAGUUAUGGCUCUUUAUUGUCAAAAAUAUGCAUAAAUGUGAUUAAAGUUUGUGUCACAUGUAUCUCCAAAAGUAUUUGACUUAGAGUCAUAAACCAUUGGGGAAUCAUUAUAUAGCAUGAUGUGAAGGUGCACUCUUUGUGUUCUGUUUGGGAUUUCACUCAGCCAGAUUGUUAUGGUCCUUGACUUAGUAAAAAAUACUCAUAAAGUGCUUGUGUUGCAUAUAUCUUUAAAAAAAAUCACAUAUAGUCAUGAAAUCAUGUAGGAAUAUUACUGGUUUGAGUCGUAAACCGGCCCGGUCGUAAAUAUUCGGCCACCCGCUUUUAAGCAUUUUUCGGAGCCAGAUGCUUGAAAACGCAUCUGUGUCAUCACAAGCGCUUGUGUUAGCAACAACGUCGGCAAAAACAACAAGUUAAAGUGAGUGGAAAAAAAGUUGUCCUUACCUAAAGUUGUGUACUCUAAACAGCAAAUAUUUUAUCUCGCGGGUCGCGUGACAUCAUCGCACGCGUUGGAUUAUGCUGAGGCCGGAGGGAUUCUGAAAAUGUUAUAACAUGAAAAGAACAUGCGCUAUCGCUAUUCUAGCAUAAAACGCGUGAAAAACCAGGUAAAUUGAAGUCAUUAAAUUUCCAUGAAAAGCACGGUAAAGUCUACGUUGUUUUUCACAUUGACGUCAUUUUGAAUUAUCCCUUUUGGGGCCGUAAUAUGUUUACGCUUUGCCGAAGUAUGCUCAUAUGUAAAAAGGUGUUAUAACAGUACGUGAGCGCGAGAAUCUCUCUGUUAACACACGUUUUCUUUCCUGUUAAAACACCCUCGAAAAGUAACAUUAACAGCAGCUUUAUGCUAGAAUGUGUAAUAAACAGUGACGUAAAAAUUAAACUGCGUCAUGCCUGUGUCAGAAGGAUGACCGGCGCUUUUUAAAUCUCUGUCGGCAAAUAUUUCCCAUGAGGUAUGCUAUAGAAAAUUGAUUGCAGUUUGUUGGAAAAGGAACGGUUUUUGCUGUAGCAUUGAUUUAUUUCCAAGACAAUGUUUAGAAUAUAACCAACUUUAUGUUUAAAAAGUGGCCGAAUAUUUACAACCUCUGAAAGGUAAAAUGUGGAGGCUAAACAUUUCAGAUAUUUUAAGCGCGGUUUAAUUGUUUACCAUACUGUAAAUGGCUAUUAAUGAUAGCAAUCAAUGUUGCUUGUAUUAAAGCACAUAUGGUAGAGAUUUUGUACAAAUUCGCUGUGUAAAGAAACAAAUAUUUAUGAAAAACCGCAAAAAGUGGCAGAAUUUAUGACUCGAACCAGUAUCCAGCAUGUGAAUUUGUGCACCUAGGUUUUUUUCACUUCGCAAGACCAGACAUACGGCCCUUGACUUAGUCAGGAAAUAAAAGUUUGUGCUGCAUGUUUUUCAAGAUGUAAUUGACCUAGAGUCAUAAAACAUUAAGAGGAUUGUUUUAAAGCCUAUAAAGUUUUGCACCGGGUGUUCUCUUUGGGAUUUUACCCAGCUAGGCCAGAGUUGAGGUCCUUCACUAAGUGAAAAAUACACAUAAAGUUCUUAAAAAGUUUGUGUUGCAAACAUCUUAAAAAAUGUUUAACACUGAGUCAUAAAAACCAUGUCCAGUGACAGGAGUGGGGGUUACCUGUGUCCUAUGGACACACAUCUAGUUCUGUGUUCAGUUCAUUCCCAUCUUUGGCAAAUAUGGCUGUUAAUGAUGUUUGUUUUGAUGUACAGUUUCAUUAUGUGUAAAACAGCAGUUUGUUUUGUAUUCGCAAAAAUGAAGCAUAAAUUUUAAGUGAACUUUUAGAACAUUCUUCUUCAACCUACAAUUGGUUUGUUUAUAUAAUAUAACCCUAACCCUGCAAAAUUUCUAUAAUGAACUUGUCCAUCUUUCAGUUUGGACAAUACCAUUAACUUUUAAAAGGGGUACAUACCAAAAAGAUACUGACUGAAUGGCAAACAGUGCAGCUCAUGAUCAGACUGCAUGGAUGAGCAGGCUGAUCAUGAUCUGCACUGGUAGCAAAGGCAAAAUCAAUUGUAUACAACAUAAGGGAUAAUCUAGCAUCCGCAUUGCUGGAGCUUCUUGAUUAAAUCUGGAUACAGUGUACAUGUUCAUAAGGUCUUAGAUUUAUUACACACCUAAUCUGACAAUUAGGACAGGAGUUAUGACUUAUGAAAAUGUCAUAUUUAAACAUGUUUACUGUACUAGUGUAGGCUUACUUAUUUUAGCGGUGUAGAGAUAGACCCUAAAAUUUUCAGUGAUAGAAACACAUUAAAUAUAGUCUAGAAAUUGAUUUUCAAGUCCUUGAAAUAACCAAAAAUGAUUUUACAAAUGUGAAAUUUAUGGUAGUUUUGUUAAUAUCAAUUACAGAAGUUUAAAUGUUUAAUUUAAAGUUGUGAUCCACAAAGAAUGACAACUCUUGCCUUGGGCUAGUACUUAUAAGCAGAGAUAUCUAUUAGUUUACUUCCCUUGCAAUUACACAAAUGAUUGGAAAAUGAAAACAGUUUAAGACACAAUAUGAUUCUUUUUUGCACAACAAAAACAUUUAGGAUUUAUUCGUAUGUAUUUGAUUUACCCCUCAAAACCUGGUUCCUAUGAUUUUGUCAACUUACUUAUGGUGAAAAAAUAACUUUUACCAAGCCGAUAAUAAAAUGAAAUACUUGUAAGUAAUUUAUAGUGCAGAUAAUACAGUUUUGCUUGUAUCAAAAUGUCACAAUAGAAUCACUUUUGUAAUACAGAACACCUGGUAGGAUUAGUAAGGUGCAAUUAUAUUGAUCUCUAUUUCCUAUGCCUAAGCGGUGUACUAAUA